AUGGAUAUCACCAUCCACAACCCCCUGAUCCGCAGACCUUUCUUCUCUUGGUUGGCACCGAGUCGUAUCUUUGACCAGAUUUUCGGGGAGCACCUGCCGGAGUCGGAGCUGCUCCCUGUUUCCCCCAGCUUCAGCCCCUUCCUGAUGAGAUCCCCCAUCCUUCGGAUGCCCAGUUGGCUAGAGACAGGACUCUCGGAGAUGCGACUGGAUAAGGACAAAUUUUAUGUGAACCUGGAUGUGAAGCAUUUCUCCCCUGAGGAGCUGAAGGUGAAGGUGCUCGGGGACAUGAUCGAGAUCCACGGGAAGCACGAGGAGCGCCAGGACGAGCACGGCUUCAUCGCCAGGGAGUUCAGCAGGAAAUAUCGCAUCCCGGACGAUGUGGACCCGCUGACCAUCACGUCGUCGCUGUCGCUGGACGGGGUGCUGACCGUCAGCGCUCCCCGCAAGCAGAGCGACGUCCCCGAGCGCAGCAUCCCCAUCACCCGUGAGGACAAACCGGCCAUCGCAGGCGCCCAGAGGAAAUAG
Messenger RNA from Cinclus cinclus, 525 nucleotides. RefSeq names its product crystallin alpha B (gene CRYAB). Gene Ontology annotation, molecular function: protein folding chaperone; structural constituent of eye lens. The transcript has 3 exons. NCBI's taxonomy places the organism in Eukaryota, Metazoa, Chordata, Aves, Passeriformes, Cinclidae. Gene Ontology annotation, biological process: response to heat; protein refolding. The coding region runs from base 1 to 525 and encodes 174 amino acids. The record is from RefSeq and is a predicted model, not a curated record.